AUGCUACUUGAAGUGCGAGAUGUGGCGGCUCUUGAGUUAUGGGAAGCCGUCGAGGAAGGUCGUAUCGACUGUGUUGAGUCUCUUUUAGCUGCCGGUGUCGACCCAAAUGCACGAUUUGACGACCUAGAGUCUGUUUUCUCGGGAGUCGCCGAGGACUGGGCUAGUGAAGAGAAAAGUGCCAAGCCUCCUUUGUUCAAUCCCGACCAAACUGAACAACCUGCCCUUCACCGGGCCAGCACUUGCGGCUAUCUUAAUAAGCCCAAAGCCACGCAUCUUAUGACUGCCUUGUUCCAGCAUGGCGCAGACCCGUAUGCGCUGUAUCGGCAGCCGCUCCUGAAAUAUCGAUGUGUCGGUCUUUACCCCGGGCAAACAAGAGACGAAGAGGUAGACGAAGAGGUAGACGACGAGGUGUCAAGCCUUGAUCAGAGGGGAUUCGCCCGCAGAGGUAUCAUCGAAAAUGCCCUUCGACUGGAACGCAAACGGCGCCAUCUCGAGCAAGGAGUGUACGAUCCUAAUCUGGACGAAUUUAUAAGAGAUUUUGAAGGCAGUCUUGAUGAUUGUAUUGAGUAUUUGGGUCUUCCAGACAAUUACGGGGGUCGCACACUAUUUCUUGCUGCCUGUCGGAGCAUAGUGGGUCCAGAUGCUGCAACAAGUGGUGUCUAUGGUAAUCUCAGCACAAUAGACUACGAAACUGGAAUCCACGAAAACCCUUACCCUCAACCAGACAGUCCGUGGAGGGGGUUUGAAGCCAAGAACUCGAAGUCUUGUACUGGCCCAACUUUUCUCUCGUUUUUAAUGUCACAUGGAGCCAAUCUACUGGCAGUUGACAAUUAUAGGAAAAACGCCCUUCACCUUCUGUUUACCUAUACCGAUUGCGCUUGGACAAAUUUACCACCACCUAUCGAUACUACACUUGCGCACCUGAUCAAAAGCUGCCCUAGUCUUAUAAAUCAGCCUGACAAGGCUGAGCGACAAAGCCCGGCAUCAGUUUAUCAUUUCGAAACCGCGGUAGAUGCCCUUCUCGCUGCAAAUGCCAAUACUGCUGUUAGAGAUGGGCGUGGAAGCACCGUUCUUCACUACCUCGCUUGUAGUAGACUAGGAGAAAGGGAUCGAAUGGGUGAUGAGCAAAGGCGUUUUCUUCGGGAAUUUUUUAAGGACGGUGUUGACCCCAAAGCACGUAAUACGGAAGGCAUGACAGCCCAGGAGAUCUUCUGCACGGUCAGCCACGAUGGAUUUGGUGAUGAGGACUCUUAUAACCGAUAUUUUGCCAUUGGUCAAGAUGUCAUCGAUCAAUUUGAAAAGGCCGGGUACAACAUCAAGGAGACGAAUGGAAAAGGGCAGACGCUGCUGCAUUUGGCUGCUGGGCUCACCUCGCCUGAGUUCGAAUCUUGGUGCGCGUGGCCCCGGUUUCAACUCCUCCGGUCUAAGGGACUUGAUCCUAUGGCGAAAGAUGGGGAAGGAAAGACUCCAAUCGACAUUGCAGAGGAUAACGACAGUAUCAAUGUUUGGUGGCAGGAGGAACGUGAAUCCAUGGCCGCAUAA
This is a messenger RNA of Penicillium egyptiacum, 1542 nucleotides long. The record is from the annotation of a GenBank genome assembly. NCBI's taxonomy places the organism in Eukaryota, Fungi, Ascomycota, Eurotiomycetes, Eurotiales, Aspergillaceae.